Messenger RNA from Musca vetustissima, 1074 nucleotides. Its product is annotated as SAP domain-containing ribonucleoprotein. The transcript is spliced from 2 exons. The coding region runs from base 67 to 1074 and encodes 335 amino acids. The record is from RefSeq and is a predicted model, not a curated record. NCBI's taxonomy places the organism in Eukaryota, Metazoa, Arthropoda, Insecta, Diptera, Muscidae. Gene Ontology annotation, cellular component: nucleus. Gene Ontology annotation, biological process: poly(A)+ mRNA export from nucleus.
GACAACAAUCAAGACAAUUUAUUUUUAGCUAAAAAAAUAGAAUAAAACACUAGAAAAUUGUUCAAAAUGCCCGUCCUCGAUGUUGCUAAUAUGAAGGUAGCCGAUUUGAAGCGUGAGUUAAAGGAUAGAGGACUCUCCGUUGCGGGAAACAAAAAUGAAUUGCAAGACCGCUUGCAGGCUGCCUUGGAUGGCGAACCAUUGCUAGAAGACUCUUCAAUUGCGGGUGAAGACAUAUUAGACGAGGAAGCUGUCUUAUCUGAUGAGGAAAAGAUAUUGGCUGGCGAUGAGAAUGAACUUCUCAAGAGCCCAACAACAACACCCACCACCAUUCUGCCUACAUCAAAGGGAACAUCAGAUAACAAUGAUUCUGUAUUGACCGAGGACGAGAUAUUGGAAUCACCAACGGCCACAGCUAAGAAAGUCGUAUUGAAACGUAAAAUAUCAGUUAACAAUAGUGGCUCAACCAAUGAAUCUUCGAACACUACCAAAGAGAAUACAGAACCCACCCAGGCGAAAACAGCAAAAGUGAGUGAACAUACUCCCAUAACGGUGGGAAAUUCUGGCGCUUCUGCUACAGCAGCAUCUGGUACUGGUGCAACUAAAAAGUUUUCGGAAAUGACAUUACAAGAACGUUUGGAAUUACGAGCUAAGAAAUUUGGACUUAGCACCGCUAGUACAGCAACAACACCAGCUGUCACUACCACAAAUUCGGUUGCCUCAAAUAAGUUGAUUUCACAAGCACCCGUUGUAAGCAGUGAAAAACAAGUGGAACUGCUGAAAAAACGUGCCGAACGUUUUGGUUGUGUUACAUCGACAAAUCUGGCCAAAUUGGAUGCGGAAGAACGAAGACUAAAACGUCUCCAGAGAUUCGGUGGUGAAGUAACGGCAAAAAAUAACGCAACUACAAAUGCCACGGCAACCACUGCCGAUUCAAGUGAGUGGGCAGAAAAGGCUAAGAAACGUUUAGAGCGUUUUGGUGGCUCUACAACAGCAACGUCCACGACGUCGACGGCAACGCCAGUGACAACUGCAACGACGACCACAAAACCCGUUGCAGCAGCUGCUAGUAAUUAA